AUGAGGCCGUCCGUGUCAGCCACCAUACUCCAACCCGGCGGUGACGACAAGAGGCUGCGACGGAGGAUCCAGAACCGGCUGAACCAGAGAGCGCGCAGGUUCCGUGUGAAGAAAGACAAAUGCCCGCCCGAGGAGUUCGAGCGCGUUCCGUACAAAGUCCACCGUUGGCGACUCGGGGACGGGGACUAUGAGCCCGAGCAGGCACCGCCGCAGACCCGCGAUAUUGUACUAUCAUCUGCACCCAGCCAUGAGGACGACAAACAUGAUGAAAACCACUCAUCUGAGUUCGAGCGAGCUGCUAGCCCAGCCGCAUCCGUAUCCACAUCAGAAUCAACAGCCAUCACCACCAGCAACCCUCCAACCCAACCCCGGCAACCCACCCCCACUCUCCCAGCCGACCACCUCCUCCACCUAAUCUACAGCAACGUCUUCCGCGGGCUCUACCAAAACAAGCUCGUGCUCGAAGCGCUCAGCCUCUUCCUCCUCCCCGGUUCCUCACAAAUCGCCAUCCUCCACAGCGGCACCAUCUACCCCACCGACUCCAUCAUGGUACCCGUAGAGCCCAACAUCCCCGACUGUCUGACCCCAAUCCCCUCGCAGUCCAGCCUCGCACACUCCUCUUGGAUCGACCUGAUCCCUUUCCCGCAGAUGCGCGAGAACCUCAUCACGUGGGAGUCCUGCUUCGACCACGCCGACUUCGUCAGGGAUUUGGUUGGAGGCUAUGGGAACUGGAUGACAUUUCGUCCGCCGUCGUGCGUGCUGGAUCCGGCGGUGACGGGACGGAUUGUCCUCCUGGAGGGAGAUGAUGAUGAGGUGACGACCUCGCGGAGGGGAUUCUUGGUGUGGGGAGAACCACAUAGGGCCGAGAGUUGGGAGGUGACGCCGGGGUUUCUGAGGAAGUGGUCGUGGGCGGUGGAGGGGUGUGAGGGGUUGAUUGAGUCGAGUAAUCGGUGGAGGAUGGCGAGGGGGGAGGAGCCGAUGAGGGUUUCAAGAGUGGUUGUUUGA
Molecule: messenger RNA, 1005 nt
Organism: Aspergillus heteromorphus CBS 117.55
Lineage: Eukaryota; Fungi; Ascomycota; Eurotiomycetes; Eurotiales; Aspergillaceae
Exons: 2
Coding region: 1-1005 (334 amino acids)
Source: RefSeq, a predicted model, not a curated record